AUGUCCGGGGAAACGUCGGAACGGAUCGAAGGAUGCAAGCGCUGGUCGCUCAUGCGCAAUGAGCGCGGCAUGACCGAAGUGCUGCCGUGGUCGCUGAGACGUGUGGUGAUGCAAGCUGCCAUGAAACUAACAUUAUGUUGUGCGCUCGGCUGGGUCGCAAUGCCGUUGCUGCUCUGGUGGGCCAACGCGGUGGCGAAAGUCGAAUUGGACCAAGGCGUCUUUCGCUACCAAGACUCGUGGUAG
Molecule: messenger RNA, 243 nt
Organism: Aphanomyces astaci
Lineage: Eukaryota; Oomycota; Saprolegniomycetes; Saprolegniales; Verrucalvaceae
Exons: 3
Coding region: 1-243 (80 amino acids)
Source: RefSeq, a predicted model, not a curated record